Metarhizium robertsii ARSEF 23 is the source of this 486-nucleotide messenger RNA. RefSeq names its product AIG2-like protein. The transcript has a single exon. Bases 1 to 486 code for a protein of 161 amino acids. The record is from RefSeq and is a predicted model, not a curated record. Lineage: Eukaryota; Fungi; Ascomycota; Sordariomycetes; Hypocreales; Clavicipitaceae.
AUGGCAGAAGAAGUACCCCCUCAGCCAACUCCCUUAUUUGUCUACGGAACGCUUUGUGCAAAAGAGCUACUUGCUUGGGCAAUCACGGGGGAUUCAUCCAGCGUUAAUUAUGUCGACAGCCUGAUCCGCCCUGCUAGGGUCUAUGGAUUCGCUCGAUACAGAUUACAAGGCCGCGAUUACCCAGCCGCUACCAUUCACAAAGACUCGCACAUUGAUGGCUACCUAAUUACCUUUCAAAACAUGUCACAGCGGAGAAAGCUGGAUGACUUUGAGGGCGAGAUCUAUAAGCCCGUUUCUACAAAGGUACAUAUUUUAGAUCAAGAUGGGAAAGCUUCCGGGGAGGAAUUAUUUGCGGAUAUAUAUCUUUGGGAUGGUCCUGCUGAGAGUCUGACUCAAGAGUCUUGGGAGUUGCAGGUGUUUAUCGAUGAGAGCUUAGAAGACUGGCUGGAUUUAUUUCAAGGGAUGGAGUUGACUGGCGGCGAAUAA